GCCAGCGAGAUUCCACUUACUUAUUCUUAUUGCCCUUCUUUAACUGCACAUUUUCCUCUUGUUUUUAUGCCAUAGAUUUGCUACGCACCUGUAUUCCACAUCGCUAUGUAUCACGGAAACUCCAUCAGACUUCUUGCGGGCAAUAGUCAUCCCGAGCUCGCCCAAGCUGUGGCCGAGCGGCUCGGAGUACCACUCACACCAUGUGAUGUAAAGAAAUUUUCCAACGGAGAAAUCAACGUCAAGAUAUCCGAGUCCGUUCGAGAGGAAGACGUUUUCAUCAUUCAGUCAGGAUGCAGGGAUGUGAAUGAUAAUCUCAUGGAACUCCUCAUCCUUAUAUCUGCCUGCAAGACUGCCUCCGCUCGUCGUAUCACUGCCGUAAUCCCAUGCUUCCCAUACGCCAGAAUGGACAAAAAAGACAAGUCCCGUGCUCCGAUCACGGCCAAAUUGGUUGCAAACAUGCUUGUGGUCGCAGGUUGCGAUCAUGUCAUCACUAUGGAUCUGCACGCCAGCCAGAUUCAGGGGUUUUUCGACAUUCCAGUCGACAAUUUGUUCUCGGAGCCUUUGAUGAUCUCCUAUAUCAAGACCCAAAUUAAUGGGUGGCAAAACAGUAUCAUCGUUAGCCCUGAUGCCGGUGGUGCUAAACGUGUCACCGCACUUGCAGAUAAACUUGGCGUUGAAUUUGCUCUGAUUCACAGAAAACGGGAUGGGAAAUCCGAAAAUGCCCCGGAAAGGAUGGAGCUUCUUGUAGGAAACGUUUGCGACAAGGUGGCUAUUCUUGUGGAUGACAUGGUCGAUACAGGAACGACACUCUCAUUAGCUACUAGAACUUUGCAUGAGAAAGGAGCAAAAACCGUUCAUGCGAUCAUUUCCCAUGGUCUCUUCGCCGAAGCCGACAUGAAGCUAGUGGAUAGUCUUCCAUUAGAACAGCUCGUGGUUACGAACACCAUCCCCCAAAGGCAGCAUAAAGAGCAAUGCUCGAAGCUGUUGAUCAUGGAUGUCAGCCCUACAAUCGCAGAAAGUAUCCGCAGAACUCACAAUGGAGAAAGUAUCAGUCUCCUCUUUGGUGAAUGGGCCGAUGGCAGGGGUAUGGACAUGUUCUAGACCUAUCUUUUCAGUUUACCAAUCGCCAUGUGGACUGUGUAAGCUACUAUUGAUAGAAUUAAAAAAAUACUAGACUUUUCAUCGCA
Molecule: messenger RNA, 1187 nt
Organism: Serpula lacrymans var. lacrymans S7.9
Lineage: Eukaryota; Fungi; Basidiomycota; Agaricomycetes; Boletales; Serpulaceae
Exons: 7
Coding region: 106-1101 (331 amino acids)
Biological process (GO): purine nucleotide biosynthetic process; 5-phosphoribose 1-diphosphate biosynthetic process; ribonucleoside monophosphate biosynthetic process
Cellular component (GO): cytoplasm; ribose phosphate diphosphokinase complex
Molecular function (GO): magnesium ion binding; ribose phosphate diphosphokinase activity
Source: RefSeq, a predicted model, not a curated record